Molecule: messenger RNA, 2177 nt
Organism: Trichomycterus rosablanca
Lineage: Eukaryota; Metazoa; Chordata; Actinopteri; Siluriformes; Trichomycteridae
Gene: atp1b1b
Product: ATPase Na+/K+ transporting subunit beta 1b
Exons: 6
Coding region: 83-991 (302 amino acids)
Biological process (GO): potassium ion import across plasma membrane; intracellular potassium ion homeostasis; intracellular sodium ion homeostasis
Cellular component (GO): sodium:potassium-exchanging ATPase complex
Molecular function (GO): ATPase activator activity
Source: RefSeq, a predicted model, not a curated record
GUGAUUCCCAGUCUGGAGGCACUUGGUCAUCGACAGCAUAGGGCAGAAAGGGGAUAAAUAAAUCAGAAACCUGGUGAAAAAAAUGCCUGCUCAGAAUAAAGAUGAUGGAGGCUGGAAGAAGUUUGUAUGGAAUUCAGAAACGAGGGAAUUACUCGGACGCACCGGUGGUAGUUGGGCAAAAAUCCUUCUGUUUUACGUCGUCUUUUAUGGUUUUCUGGCUGGAAUCUUCAUCGGCACAAUCCAGGCUCUUCUUCUCACUUUGAGUAACUACAAACCCACCUGGCAGGACAGAGUUACUCCUCCUGGACUCACCCACUCCCCACGUUCAGAAAAAACUGAGCUGAGCUUUAACAUAAACAAUGUGGAAACGUAUGUGAAAUACACAAAAGCCAUGCUUAAGUUCCUGGAGGCUUACGAUGAUGCAAAGCAAAUAGACCAAAUGAAGUUUGAGGACUGCGGAGAGCAACCAGCUGACUACAAAAACAGGGGUGAUCUGGAGAGUGAAAUAGGUGUUAGAAAGUCCUGCCGAUUCUCGAGGACGCAUCUUGGGCCUUGCUCAGGCAUUGAGGACAAUUAUUUUGGAUUCAGUGAGGGGAAACCCUGCCUAAUUGUGAAACUCAAUAGGAUUGUGAAUUUUAAGCCAAAGCCCCUACAGUCCAAUGAAAGUCUACCUGAAGAGGCUAAGACCAAAUUACAGCCUAAUGUGAUCCCCAUUCACUGCACAGCUAGGAGACCAGAGGAAAAACAACUGCUUGGAGAGGUAAAUUACUAUGGCAUUGGAGAAGGCUUCCCCCUCCAGUAUUACCCGUACUACGGCAAGCUGCUACACCCACAGUACCUCCAGCCUCUGGUGGCCAUCAAGUUCGCCAAUAUGACCAUGAACUAUGAGCUUCGUAUCGAGUGCAAAGUGUUCGGCGAGAACAUAUAUUACAGUGAGAAGGAUCGCUUCCAGGGACGCUUUGAGGUUAAACUCAAGAUCCACAACUUUUGACCUCCAUUAGAAGUAAAGCACUUUUACUGGCCCAGUUUUAAAGCAAACCAAGGACCAUCUUCUGACUUAAGAUAUGCAGACACCAGGCCUAGUUUUUUCCACUUGUCUUCCACAGUCUUUUACUGAGGAGAUGCGUAAAAACAAUUGACAGUAUGCAAGUGUCUUGCGUCAGAAAGUGGUCUUGGUUGUUCAGCAGAGAUUCAAAAGAAGUUCAAGAACUAGUCUAUAAUAAACCAUUACAUGUGGGACCUAACGUUGUCCGUGCGCUUUCUUGCAAGCUUUCCUGCUUCUGUAUAGGGUUAGAGUGUAAAUGCCUGAAGGACUAGCCAUAGCAUAUUAGACUAUGCGACUAAUAAAGGAAAAUAGUUGACCAAGAGACAUAUUUUUGUUGUAUAGAUUUUAGGUCUACUUCAAGUUAAGUCUACAAUGUUUUGUCUGUUUACUCAUGUACAGCCACUUUGUGAAGUAUUUCUUCAUUUUAACGAUGCAUGGCAGCCGCAUAUGUACGUUGUUCUAAGCCAAAUCAUGUGUUAUCAGGCUAUAAUUAUUGUACAUGUAUUCAGUAUACGUGUAUGUAUUUUUACUUACUGUUAACGAAUAAGUCUUAAGUGUCUUUUGUUUUCUGGGGGAUUUCAGGUAUAAGAAGAGAUAUUACAUUUUUAUUUAACUUAUUCUGUCAAAUCACCAAUCAGAAAAGAAUAUUUUUUGCUUGAAUGUGUAAUAAUGUUGCCUUUCAUACCUAUGUUGGAUGCUUUUAUUGAUUCAUUGAUUGAUUCCUUAAUUCAUCCAUUUAUUGUCUUACAGCAGUCACCACACUCAAAAUAUAGUAAAUACACAUAAAUAAAAGAAAUACAGUUAUAUAAUUGCACAUUAUAUUAUUUAUGCAGACAAGUGGUGUGUGUUAAAAAACCAAAACGACUGAAAAGAAAUCUGAAUCAUUCUAAUCACCACAGUGACACAUAAUGUACAUUUUUGUAGAUGUGUGCAGUCAGUGACCACCAUCAGAUAUCUGUAACUCCCUUUAACUCUUCUGCUCAAACUAAUCUGUAUUUGAUUACUCAAAAGCACAGCGUUAAGAUUAUUUGAUAGUAGAGAAUACUAUGAGAGAUAAUCUGCUCAAUGCAUAAAGAAAAAACAUUAGAGAUGGAAUUAACAAGAAUAAAACAAAGCAUAUGAAGAAACAAGA